GGCGCAGGCGCAGUGCGGCCGGGCCGCUGUGAGGGGGAAGCGGAAGGCGGUUGCUCUCCUUUCCGGCCGGGAGCCUUCUUCCCCGUUCCUCUUCCGGCGAUGGCGCUGGGCAGUGUGCUGUGAGGCAGGGCGGCGGCGUCGGGAGGAGCAGCAUCGCCAUGAACCUGCGGGGCCUCUUCCAGGACUUCAACCCUAGUAAAUUCCUCAUCUAUGCCUGCCUGCUGCUGUUCUCAGUUUUGCUUUCUCUCCGUUUGGAUGACAAGAUUCAGUGGAGCUAUUGGGCAGUGUUUGCUCCAAUAUGGCUGUGGAAGUUGAUGGUCAUUGUCGGUGCUUCAGUCGGAACUGGAGUGUGGGCACGAAACCCACAGUAUCGAGCAGAAGGAGAAACAUGCGUGGAGUUCAAAGCCAUGCUAAUUGCAGUCGGCAUCCAUUUGCUCCUCCUGAUGUUUGAAGUCCUGGUUUGUGACGGCAUUGAAAGAGGAACUCGCUUCUGGCUUCUCGUCUUCAUGCCACUGUUCUUCGUCUCUCCAGUGUCCGUUGCAGCUUGCGUGUGGGGCUUUCGGCAUGACAGAUCCCUGGAGCUGGAAAUCCUGUGUUCUGUCAACAUUCUCCAGUUCAUAUUUAUUGCUCUCCGCCUGGAUGAAAUUAUCAAGUGGCCAUGGCUUGUUGUGUGUGUCCCUUUGUGGAUCCUCAUGUCUUUUUUGUGUUUGGUUGUACUCUAUUACAUCGUCUGGUCCGUCCUGUUCCUGCGUUCAAUGGAUGUCAUUGCUGAGCAAAGGAGAACACACAUAACAAUGGCGAUCAGUUGGAUGACCAUUGUAGUCCCACUACUCACCUUUGAGAUCCUGCUUGUGCACAGACUGGAUGGACAUAACACGUUCUCAUACAUCCCUAUAUUUGUCCCUCUUUGGCUUUCACUGAUAACCUUGAUGGCCACAACAUUUGGGCAGAAAGGGGGCAAUCAUUGGUGGUUUGGAAUCCGCAAGGACUUCUGCCAGUUCCUCCUGGAAAUCUGCCCCUUCCUCCGAGAGUACGGCAACAUUUCCUACGACCUGCACCAUGAAGACAACGACGAGGUGGAAGAGACGCCCAUCCCCGAACCUCCCAAAAUCGCUCCGAUGUUUCGAAAAAAGACCGGGGUGGUUAUUACGCAGAGUCCUGGGAAGUACGUCAUCCCGCCUCCCAAACUCAACAUCGACAUGCCCGACUAAGCGUCCCCUCGGAGGCGCCUGCGUGGACUCUUCCCGUUGUGGAAACGACCGGGAACCAGCGGCCAGCGCGUUUUUAUCUCAUGCCUUUCUUUUGUUAUGAAUCGUGGUGUGUGCCUCAGUGGCUUGUGACGUGGAGAUCACGGAGAUUUGUCUUCAGGUCAUUUCUUUUACCAUGGCAGGAAAAUCAAUGAGAAGGCGACAUGUAAGCUCAGGCUCAGGCGUGUCAAGGUCCUGAUCAGAAUUGGUGGAACUUUUGUCCCAUGUCACCGUUUCCUUUCUUCUCAUCUCUGUCCACAGUUGCAUGUGGGCAAGACCGGCUGAAACCAGUGGCCUUCAUGCACAUGUCACUCUGGACUGGAUUUCGGCGGACGAGGAGGGCCCCUCUUUGGGAAUCUUGGAUUCACGCUUGCCUGUAUAGUAUUUAUAUGAACCUUUGGCAAUGUAAUAUAUUUUUAAGAGUCUGUACAGUAUAAAUAUGCAAAAGUAUUUUUAAAAGGCUGCGUGAAGUGCAUCAUCGAUUGUGAAUGACGUGCUUUGUGUUCAUCUGUUUCUGUUGGCGUCGCACAGCCACGUGAUGUUCCACCGCAUGCUUGCCUUGUCCUCCUCGCACGGAACUAGGAGCGCCAUCUUCGAAACAUGUCCGCAGGUAGGACUUGGAAGUUCCUCCCCUCUUAAGGGAUCCAAUUGCCUGGAUAAAGGUAUGUAAAUUAUUGUGUAAACGACCACAUUCCUUGUAUUGUCGAGAGGGGAAGGAGGAGGAGGGGAUGGUUUCCCACUUUCGUUAAAAUGUAAAACCUUGGGUAAUAAUACCUGUUUCUCAUCCCCCCCACUUUUGGCUGUUGAAUAAAAAGUAUCCUCCUGGAA
Anolis sagrei ordinatus is the source of this 2075-nucleotide messenger RNA. RefSeq names its product transmembrane protein 185A (gene TMEM185A). NCBI's taxonomy places the organism in Eukaryota, Metazoa, Chordata, Lepidosauria, Squamata, Anolidae. The record is from RefSeq and is a predicted model, not a curated record.